AUUGAAUGUUAGUGGCAAACUUCACUGAUAUGGAAGUCUCGGUCGGUAAUGAAGGUCUUGUAUAAAUAGUAACUUGAUGUUUUAAUUUGACGAUGAUUAGAGAGGCGCGUACGAACCCUGACAGGUGUUUUAAGUGUAACGCCCACGUGUUUUUAUAAGUGCCAUGGUGAUCAUUUAAGCCGGGUAUAUAAGCCAAAAUGAGUCGGGCUGAGGCAAAAUUCAUGGCCCCUCCUUUUUCGGCUUCAGCCCCCCUACAAAAUCUAGCGAUAACCUCGAUGUCAUAAUAUCUGUCUAGAUUGAAGACGGAAUAAACUUCUGGAUCCCUAAAGUAUCGCAAGUUAGAAAAAGGAAAAAUGCUUUACUCGGCUCUACUAGUUGGCGCGGCCCUCGCCUCCAAGGCCGCAGCGGCAUGCACUCGUGAACAACUCGAGGCAGCGACCGCGGCAUACGUCGCGGCGCAAGCAGCCGGAAACCCGAGCAUUUCCUCGCUAGCUUUAGCUGAGAACGUCACCUACAUCGAAAACGACGAGCCGACGGACAUCGCGAAGGGUGUAAUUAGCACGCCCAUCACCGUCGACUUUAACCGCAGUCUACACGACACGACGCAGUGCGCGACGUUCACCGAGAUCUCGGCCGCGACUAAGGAGAAGUACGUUAUCUCCACGAGACUCCUAUUCACCGACGACAAGAUCACGACUAUCCAAUCGGUUGUCGCCAACGAUGGUGAUUGGGCUUUCAAUGCGACGGGCCAGCUAUACUGGACGAAGCAGGAGAAAUGGGACCCGAUUCCAGAGGACAAGCAAGACAAGCGCGAAGUCAUCCAAGCGGCCGGUGACGCUUACCUCGACAGCUGGGGUGAUGGUACCGUCAAGGCACCGUACGGAACACCUUGUGCUCGUCUCGAAGGUGGUUCAUACACCGGAAGUGGUCGUCCGACUGCCAACACGUGCUUCAUGCCCGAAUUCCCUAAGCCAUUCAAGGUUGAGAACCGACGCUAUGUUAUUGACGAGGUUCUUGGUGGUGUUGGCAUCUUCAACGAUUUCCCCUUCAUUGACGCCAAGAAGCCUAACGGCACAUCUAGCACCAACUUCAUCCGUGUUGAGGGCGGACAGAUCCGAUACAUUCACGAAGUGACUGUGUGCUCGACUCGCAACUGUGGAAGAUAGAUGACUAUCUUGUCAAGGGAGAGGUAAAAUGUGUAUAGGAGAUCGUUCAGGAGAUAUAGUUGUUUACCUCCUGUUGUUGAUAGUUUAAAUUCAACAUAUUAUUCCACACUGAUGCUAUGUCGUGAUGCAAUUGUACCUCUCAAUCAACAAGUUAUGAUGGUUGGCCCUUUAGAACUGGAUCGAGUCAGUAGCCCCUUGCAAUAGACAUGCACUCUACUCCUUGUAGGAGCAUGUGAAUUACUCCUAUUCGGUGGGAGCUGUUAUUCAAAAUCGGGAGAUCUUCAGAUCAUCAUAAGUCCAAGUGGAACUAGAUGUUAAUUGGCACUAUAUCAACAGUAGGAGGAUGUAGGAGAU
Hypoxylon trugodes is the source of this 1520-nucleotide messenger RNA. RefSeq lists its product as uncharacterized. Lineage: Eukaryota; Fungi; Ascomycota; Sordariomycetes; Xylariales; Hypoxylaceae. The record is from RefSeq and is a predicted model, not a curated record. Bases 354 to 1166 code for a protein of 270 amino acids. The transcript has a single exon.